UCUACGGCUAUUCGACAAGAGGUUCGUCCUGGCCGUUUUCGGAGCAGCACUGCUUGAAGGCCAUUAAAUAUAAGAAGAAGAAGAAGAAGCCGGGCGGGGCCGCGGGUCAUAUGAGUCAUCCGCAGCAGAGAAAAACCUUUGUCGACACUCUCGACGGCGAAUUCCAAGUCCGAUUGAAUUUUUCGGCCGAAGACAAAUCGACUCGCCCAGAAAUUUCCACUCAGACUUCGCCACGCAAACAGUGAUUUAGACUUAUUGUUAGUCUUAACUUUAAACAAACAGCGAUCAAAUCUAGCCGUAGGUAUUGUCCGCUGAAAGAGGGCAGGAGCCAAUUUAAUAUAAGAAGAAGAAGAAAAAGAAGAGCAAAUCGACUCGGGACGACUCCGGCAACUUCGACCAAUAAUACGACAAAGAUACGAAUAAUUUGAUAAGGAGAUGCUGACCGUAUGUCAUGUGAUUCUAAGCUGCUAAUAGCCAGUCCGCAGGAUUCUGGAUGUCUCAACAGAUUUAAUUUAAUCUGUAAUCAUUAACGAGAUAAAGUGCUGAACAGGAAAGAGCAAGAGGGAUAUAUUAAAACUGAAGCAUACCUUGACGACAGAAAUGGAAUGCUUGGAUAGAAUCGAUCAUUCAGGGGUGAAGGAAAAGUACCAGGAGGUUCAGAAAGUGUUGGAGACCCCCGAGAGGAGCUGGUGCUCUCAUAAGAUUCACGAGAAAAAGAAAAAAGCUGUAGGAAUUCUAAUGGAGAUCCUGGAAGCGCUUGCCCACUGCAAAGAGCCCCUCUGCACCGUCGUGGCUGCGAUAACUCAUUUGAACAUAGGUCUAUUACAGGCUGACCUGAGAGACUUAGGACUCGCCAAGGAAUAUUUCAGAAAGUGCAUCGAUUUGUUGGACGACACUGAAGACAGCAAACUGACGCCCGAAGGCAUUUUACCGGCUAUAAGCGCCAAUAAUGAACUGGGCAUAGUUUAUGCGGUUGAAGGUUUGUUCGAGGAAGCUAAAGAUUUUUUUAAGCAAGCGGAAGGCUUGUACGUCAAGUUUACGGAAGACGUUGGACUCGAGCCUGUUCAUAUGACCAUUAUGAAUAUCGUGGGAUUGACGGGUAUAGAAAGAGAUCUAUGCGCCAAUAGCAUCCUUGAGAAGCUUCACGAGUCGACUCUGUAUAAUCUCUGUAUUAAUGACGCAGUAAGUCCACCGCAAAUAGGACGAUAAAUGUAUAGUUCUGCUCUCUAUAUUGUCACAGAAUGCUGAGCAAGCAGCUGAGUCAAAAUAGGAUAACGCAAGAUCUGGAU
Messenger RNA from Temnothorax curvispinosus, 1289 nucleotides. RefSeq lists its product as uncharacterized. Bases 601 to 1209 code for a protein of 202 amino acids. The transcript has 2 exons. The record is from RefSeq and is a predicted model, not a curated record. NCBI's taxonomy places the organism in Eukaryota, Metazoa, Arthropoda, Insecta, Hymenoptera, Formicidae. Gene Ontology annotation, molecular function: protein binding.